AUGUCUGAAAUAUCCAAUGGAAAUGAUGAUACCCCAUCUGAACGUACGGCUAUUAAAAAAUCCGUUCUAAAUACGGCACCUCAAUUAACAUCAAGAUGGUACUAUCCUAGAAGGUAUGUGGUGGCUCUUAUGGCAUUUCUUGGAUUUUGCAAUGUUUAUGCCAUGAGAGUUAACUUAUCCGUUGCCAUUGUUGCCAUGACCACUAAUAAAACGGUGACGAAUGAAACUGGUACCUAUGUUCUGCCAGCAGAAUAUGAUUGGAGUACCGACGUUCAAGGUGUCAUACUUAGUUCUUUUUUUUACGGUUAUAUUUUAACACAACUUCCCGGUGGUUAUUUGGCAGCAGCUUAUGGUGGUAAAAGGUUAUUCGGUGUCGGAAUUGCAGUUACCAGCCUUUUCACUCUUCUAACGCCAUUAUUUACAAAAUACAGUCUUUAUUUAUUGGUGGCUGCAAGAGUCGUGGAAGGUUUAUUCGAAGGAGUCACUUAUCCAGCAAUGCACGCUAUGUGGUCUAGAUGGGCGCCACCGUUGGAGAGAAGCAAGUUGGCUAUGAUAUCCAUUUCUGGUUGUUACAUUGGAACCGUCGUUGCUUUACCCACAUCCGGUUUUCUUGCUGAUUAUUUAGGCUGGCCUUCGAUAUUUUAUUUUUCUGGAGCGAUAGCUUACGGAUGGUCCGUAUUGUGGUUUUUGUAUAUCAAAGACAAACCUCAAAACGACACGAGAAUCUCCGAAGAUGAACUUUGUUACAUAAGGUCAACACUUAGAUGCCAAUAUCCGUACAUGAAGGUGUAUUCGCCGAUUCCUUGGAAACGAAUGCUAUUAUCGUAUCCGGUUUGGGCCAUUGUUAUUGCACAUUUCAGCGAAAAUUGGGGUUUUUACACUUUGCUAACAGAGUUGCCAACAUUUAUGAAAGAUGUUUUCGGAUACGAUCUCCACAAAUCAGGAUUGUUGAUUGCUUUGCCUUACUUAGCAAUGGGCAUUUUUGUCGUACUCGGUGGUUAUUUAGCUGACAGACUUCGAUCGAGGGGGAUGUUAUCUACGAGCAGAGUACGAAAAUUGUUUAACUGCACCGGAUUCGUUCUUCAAACCAUUUUUCUUUUGAUUGCCGCUCAUUCAACUUCACCUUUGACUUUGGUCGUUUGUUUGACUGCUGCCGUCGGAUUUGGCGGUUUCGCAUGGUCCGGUUUCGGAGUUAACCACUUGGAUAUAGCUCCGCCUUACGCGAGUAUUCUGAUGGGUAUAUCCAACACUUUUGCUACGCUACCUGGAAUGUUUAGUCCAGUUGUCACCGGACAUUUGGUUCAACACAAGACUCAAGAAGAGUGGCAAGUUGUUUUUUACAUUUCCUCUGCUAUCUAUCUCGUCGGAGCCAUUUUUUACGGUAUAUUUGCAAGUGGAGAAGAACAAUCGUGGGCUCACAUAGAGUCUGGAUUUUUCGGCGACGACGAUUCCGGUAAAACCGAUGACCUUCCAUUCGGCGAAGCUUCUUGCGAUUGA
This is a messenger RNA of Pediculus humanus corporis (human body louse), 1497 nucleotides long. RefSeq names its product sialin, putative. Gene Ontology annotation, biological process: transmembrane transport; monoatomic anion transport. Gene Ontology annotation, cellular component: plasma membrane. Lineage: Eukaryota; Metazoa; Arthropoda; Insecta; Psocodea; Pediculidae. The record is from RefSeq and is a predicted model, not a curated record. The transcript is spliced from 10 exons. The coding region runs from base 1 to 1497 and encodes 498 amino acids. Gene Ontology annotation, molecular function: transmembrane transporter activity.